Oreochromis aureus is the source of this 3141-nucleotide messenger RNA. It is a transcript of the gene tnni1c, whose product is annotated as troponin I, skeletal, slow c. Gene Ontology annotation, cellular component: troponin complex. Lineage: Eukaryota; Metazoa; Chordata; Actinopteri; Cichliformes; Cichlidae. Bases 152 to 751 code for a protein of 199 amino acids. Gene Ontology annotation, biological process: muscle contraction. The transcript is spliced from 8 exons. The record is from RefSeq and is a predicted model, not a curated record.
CGUUCCUGACGUUAGAAGUGAGAGCUUCAAUUAGGCGUCAUAGUUUCUUUCUUUCUUUCUUUCUUUCUUUCUUUCUUUCUUUCUUUCUUUCUUUCUUUCUUUCUUUCCAUUUUCAAAUCUAAUAGCAUCCAAAUUGUGUAACGGAACAACAAUGUCUGGCGACGGUUAUACAUCAUCCAUUGCCCCCAAGGGAGAGGCGAAGCCUAAAUGCAAGAUUUCCGCGUCACGCAAGCUAUCACUAAAGAUCCUUCUGCUGACUCGUGCAACGGAAGACCUGGAGGCAGAGAAGGCUGCAAACAAGGAAGAGAAGGUUCGAUACCUGAGGGAGAAGCUUCCACCGCUGCAGCUCAGUGGGUUAAACAUCGAUGAUCUGCAGAAAGUCUGUAAGGAGAUUCAUGAAAAGAUUCAUCUGGUGGACGAAGAUCGGUAUGACUGUGAGGCAAAGGUUCUCAAGAACUACAGAGAUAUCAAUGAGUUGAAGCUAAAGGUUCAGGACCUUGGAGGAAAGUUUAAGAAACCAGCUCUCAGGAAGGUGAGAGUGUCAGCAGAUGAGAUGUUGAAAGCUCUGUUUGGAUCGAAAACUAAGGGCUCCAUGGAUCUGAGGGCCAAUCUCAAGUCUGUAAAGAAAGAAGACAUCAAACAAGAGAAGGAGCUGACGAUGGAGGUGGGUGACUGGCGUAAAAACGUGGAGGCCAUGUCUGGUAUGCAGGGCAGGAAGAAGAUGUUUGAUACUGCCGGUGGUGCCCAGUGAACCAAUUAUUUCGUGUGCUGACGAUGCAGGAUGUAAUGGAGGAAGAUUUAAUGAAAGAACUUUAAUUGAAAGUGAAAAAAAAUAACCAAAAUUUAACAUAACAUUUAUAAAAUAAAACUAAAAUGAGUCAAAAAUAAAAUGGGAUAGGCAAAAACUGAAAAUUAGAAACCUAAAAAUAAAUUAAUUCAUAAAUAACUGUAGUGGAGACUAAUACACGAUGAAGUUCAGAGCUUGGCCAUUAAAUAAGAUAUACUCCAUGAACAACUGGAUUGGUUGGAGUUAGAUUUUAGGCAUAUUAUUAUAUGGUGAUAAUACUGUAUUUCAUUUGUGAGUGCAGCAGAUUUACAUUGCUUGGUAUUGUCCUUGUACACGGUAAUGGAGCUGUGUUUCUUGUGUCUCCACUAAGGAAUGCCAUAAACUUGCAGUGCCACCUGAGAUAUUUAGAGCAAGGAUAUACUUAGCCUUUCUUCUUCUAUGGAAUGAAUUCCUCUCCGGUUAAAAACAGCAAAUAUUGUCACACACACUGAUACUUGUCCUUGAACUAGCAUCAAACACUGUCAGCAAGACAGGGGGUUGAAUAAUGAAGGGUGUUGUGGAUGGAGUCAGCAGCCUUUAAGGACUCUAAGGGUGAUGGAAAGAAUUUGUGUAUGACUGACAAUGCUGUUUUUACUGUGUAAAGUUAUUUCAUUUAGUAUAACAGUGGCCUAUAUGCACUACAAUAGUACAGCUUCUGUCUAUAUGAGCUAUGAAAUAAUCUGCCAUAACCCAGAAAUAUCAGUCUAGCCUCAAGACUAAGAAAAUCACAGAAAUUGGCCUGCUAGUCUCUAUUUUUACUUUUACAAGAAUCAGGGUGUAUAGAUGUAUGUAUAGACAUGUACCUAAUGCCCAAAUCUGAGGUUUUGGCCCACAGUUUCUGCAGAUUUGUCAGCUGUAUAUCUAUAAUGCGAAUACUCCAAAGGUGCUCUGUUGGCCUGAAAUUUGGUGACAGUAGCAAUGACAGUAGUGAGUACAGUAAACUCAUUGUCAUGUACAAGAAACUAGUUUGAGAUUAUUUGAGACUUGUAACAUGAUAUUCUAUUCUGAUUGAAAUAAGCAGAAAAUGGGUACAGUGUGGUCAUAAAGGAUGGACAUUAUUAGCAACAAUACUCAGGCAGGCUGUGGCAUUUAAACAAUGCUUAGAUGAUAAAAAGGGGCCCAAAGUGUGCUAAGAAAAUAACUCCCAUAACAUUACAUCACCUACAGCAGCCUGAACUGUUGAUACAAGGCAGGAUGGAUGCAUGCUGUCAUGUUGUUUACAACAUGCACGAAUUAAAUUACGACUUGUCAGACCAGGUAAUGUUUUUAUAGUCUUCUGUUGUCUAAUUUUGGUCCGCCUGUGUCAACUGUAGCCACAGUUUCCUGUUUCGAGCUGACAGGAAGUGACACCUGUUGCAGUCUUCUGCUGUUUUAAGGUUUGACAUGUGCCGUUGAGGAAAAAAAAGCAGGACAUGUUUUCUGCAUACCUUGGUUGUGAUGAGUGGUUAUUUGAGCUACAUUUGCCUACCUAUCAGAUCAACGCACCCUGACUAUUCUAGUGUCAUCUCUGACAUCAACAAAGGAUUUCCACCUAGAGAACUACUGUUCACUGGAUAGUUUAUAUUUUUCAUACCAUUGUCUGUAAACCCUAGAGAUGGUUUUGUGGAAAUUUCGUGUAGAUGAACACGUCCCAUCCUUCACCAGGUUUUAACUUCAGCUAGUUAACUAUGCCUAAAUUCAUGAGAUUGCCUGAUAAGAUCGAUUGCUGACCGGCAGGAACACAAAUGUCUUUCAAGUUUAUCUGAAUGACUUUAAGAAUAAUUACCAUUUACCAAUUAGAUCAAAGAUAUAACUUUAAGAACUGUAUAUUGAAAUCCAUCAAGAGUAAUGUGAAAAUGUGCAGAGAUGUACCAAGGAGGAAUACAGUGAUGAUGCACCUAUAAAGCUUGUUUCUCUCCAAAGGUAAUUCAAUCAAUAACUAGAAUACCUCUUUUUUUGUUUUAAAUUAAAAGUUGUCUCAGUUCAUUACUUGCAUCCUGGGGCAGUUGUGGCUCAAAAGGCAGAGCAGUUUAUCUUCGAGUUGGAAAGUUGAUGGUUUGAUCCAAAUUUCUACAGCCUACAUGUUGAAGUAUCCUUUGCCAAGACACUAAACCCAGAGUCCCUUAUGAUGCACCUAUAUGAGUGUGUGUGGGAAUAUUAGGAAAGCUCUGAGGCAUGGAUAAAAGUGCUAUAUGAAUAAGUGUGACUGGGUGUUAGGUCUAAUUGUUGAAUGUUGCCAUUGUGUUUCUUAAAUUUGUACAGUCUUAGUUCAAGCAGUAUUAUCAAAGCUAUUCCUUUGAUCCUGAGCACCUCUAACCACUUUGUGUUGGGGGAGG